GGUAGGUACAUAAAGGGUUAGCAACGGAUUAUUUAAUCAAUGCAAGUAAUAACUCAAAGCCGUAUAGAUUAGUAUCGCUCGAAAAUGGAAGUUAGUACAUUAUCGGGAACUGCUGAAUUUUCUGAAGACGAAAUUAAUGAUGUUUUGCAUCCACCUUUCGUGAAAGAACUUGAAGCGAAAUUUUCUUUUACAUCCAGUCAGGAACGCGACUUGUUGGAGGCUUUUAACUUGCUGGACUACACUGGCGAGGGCAAGAUCUUGGCGGAAGAUUUUCGUGUCGCCAUCAAAGCCUUAGGAUAUGAACCUACAAAGGAAGAGCUGCAGAAGAUGGUUAACGGAGUUGACAAAGGGAACACAGGGAAACUCAGUUUUGAGAACUUCCAAACGGCCAUUAUGAGGAAAAUUAUGUCCCUUGAUAAUGACGGGGAUAUUAUGAAAAGCUUUCGUCUGUAUGAUAUGGAUGAUACAGGUUUAAUAAGUUUCGAUAAUCUUAAGACAGUUACCCAUAUACUAGAUAUUCCGCAAACGGAUGAAGAAAUCGAGGAAAUGAUCGAUGACGCCGACGUGGAUAUGAAUGGCUUUGUAUCAGUGGACGAGUUCAUGAAGAUUAUUAAAAAUUCCGUCCGUAUAGUAACACCUUGAAAGUUUUGUUCUAAUUCUACCCAAAAAUUGGUCAAUA
This is a messenger RNA of Spodoptera exigua (beet armyworm), 679 nucleotides long. Lineage: Eukaryota; Metazoa; Arthropoda; Insecta; Lepidoptera; Noctuidae. The record is from the annotation of a GenBank genome assembly.